Molecule: messenger RNA, 3798 nt
Organism: Cyprinus carpio (common carp)
Lineage: Eukaryota; Metazoa; Chordata; Actinopteri; Cypriniformes; Cyprinidae
Product: calpain-5-like
Exons: 14
Coding region: 515-2683 (722 amino acids)
Biological process (GO): proteolysis
Cellular component (GO): cytoplasm
Molecular function (GO): calcium-dependent cysteine-type endopeptidase activity
Source: RefSeq, a predicted model, not a curated record
CAGAGGACUGAGAUAAGUACUACGUGAGAACCUGGGAAUACCCAGAGUGAACAAGAAGGCCAGAUCCUAGACUGGCUGGACGGAUGGAGUUACAUCCCCAAACAAAUGACAGUCCUCGUGCAGGUAGAAACGAACAGAUGUAAAGGCACUUGACAUCACAAUAUUACAUGUCAUGAGGAUUAAUUAAACGUUAUAUUGAAAAUUCAAAUGAAUACCAGAGUAUUUAACUAUUUAGAAGAGCCAAGGAUACCCAUACCUGGUCUACCGCACAAAACCUGGUUGUCACAGCGACGUCAAACAGAAAGAGAACACCUGCUACACUGAUCCUGUUAUAUUAGACACAUGGACACUACAACUGCAAAAUGACUGAUGACUGAAGUCUUAUAAGCCUCAUCCUGUGCAAAUACACUGCAAAUAACAUCCUUACCUGAAAAGAACUUAAUUAACGGAUACAUUGCCACGAGGAACAUUUUACGCCAAGGCAAAGCAAAAAAAAACAAAGGUGAGGUACAGUAUGCCAGAGAAAGUGUGCAAGUUUCAAGGUCAGUGUUAUCAUAAGCUGAAGAGAUCAUGUCUGAGGCGAGGGGCUCUGUUCCAAGAUCCAUUCUUUCCUCCUUCAGCUGAGUCACUGUUCUACAAAAGGACGCCCCCUCCAGGACUGACGUGGAAGAGACCUAGGGAACUGUGUAAAGAUCCUCGACUAUUUGUGGAUGGAAUCAGCACAAGGGAUCUGCACCAGGGCAGUCUGGGUAACUGCUGGAUGGUGGCAGCCACAUCAUGUUUGGCAGCAGAAUCCUCACUCUGGAAGAAGGUUAUCCCAGACCAUGCUGAGCAGGAGUGGCACCCAAAGCGCCCGGAUCUGUAUGCCGGAAUUUUUCACUUUCGUUUCUGGCGGCUGGGCCAGUGGACAGAUGUCGUGGUUGAUGACCGCUUACCAGUCAGUGAGGAUGGAACACUGCUCUUCUGCCGUUCUGCAACUCCACGGGAAUUCUGGAGCGCUUUGUUGGAGAAAGCUUAUGCCAAGCUAAAUGGGUGUUAUGAGGCUUUAGAGGGAGGUAAUACAGCCGAAGCCCUAGUUGAUUUUACUGGUGGUGUCUCUGAACCAUUGAAUUUGAACCAGGAGGAACUGAUCCAGCAUGCUGACCAGAGAAAAAUGCUGUUCCAGACAAUAGCACACGCACAUGGCCAUAAAGCGCUCAUCACCUGUUCCAUUCGGCCAGCAGACGGAGAGCAGGUAGAAUCAGUUCUGGACUGUGGACUGAUAAAGGGUCAUGCAUACGGUGUGACUGCAUUCAAAAAACUUCGUAUGUCAGAGACUCUGAAUGGCAUGUGUAACACAAUUCGUUUGCACAUGGUCCGGAUGAGGAACCCUUGGGGCACAGCAGACUGGACAGGAGCGUGGAGUCUUGGGUCUCCUCAGUGGCAGCAGCUAAGUCGCAGAGAACGGGAGAAGAUGGGCCUUGUUGUCCGAGAUGUCGGAGAGUUUUGGAUGGAGUUUGAGGACUUCUGCCGUUACUUCACAGACAUGGUGGUUUGCAGGUUGGCGGAAAAAUCUCUCCUCUGGCCACAGACCCACUGGAGAGAGGUGUGCUGCCAGGGUGCUUGGACCUAUGCAUCUGGGAUCCAACCUCCUCCCUCAUCUUCUUGUCAUCUAAACAUCAAGAACCAGAGGCCUUCAACUGGGCACCAAUGGUCCAAACAAAGGCCAGCUCAAAGACAAGACAAAAAGGAACAAAGACUGAGUGAAAGGCAGAAAGAGGGACAAAUCCAAGGACAAAAACAGAAAAAGAAAGAAGUAAAACCAAAGCAAAUUAAGGGAAGAAGGGAGCAUGUGAAAAAACAGGCAGAAGGCAUGGAAAUGAGAUGGGAGAGGCAAAUUGACAGCAGAAGUCGAUGUGGAGGAUGUAUCAAUCACAGAGACACAUUUCUAUACAACCCACAGUUCCUUUUUGAACUGGUUGGAGAUGGGGCAGAGGUGUUGAUAUGUUUGCAACAGGAGGACAGGAGGAUGAAAAGGAGGGAGGGAAGUGGGGAGAACUUACCGAUCGGCUUUGAGGUUCUAAGGGUGGAGGUGAAUCGUGUUUGUCGUGUACAGUGUUUAUGUGAGCAGGCUGCUAGCUCUGUGUAUAUGGACUCCCGUAGCGUUACUCUGCGAGUGACUCUUGGCCCGGGACGCUACGUCAUCCUCCCCACUACUUUCCUGCCUGGUUCCACCGGUCGCUUCCUUCUGCGCUUUUUCUCACACUCACAUGUGCGCCUCAGGGAGUUGAAGGAAGAGCUGCCUGCUCGUUCAGUGUGGCAGUGUUGUUUUCCUGAGCCCAGCGCUGUAACGACAGUCCAUCUGCUCAAAGCCUCUGGCCUUAGCCAUCCCAAACAAACCGCUCCUGAUGUAUAUGCUGUCAUCCGUUGCGAGGAAGACUCUGUAAGGACUAAAAUUUUCAAAAACAAUGGAAGUCCUGAAUUUAACACCAAGGCCAUCUUUUAUAACAGGAACCCAAAGUCCAAAAUAUCCAUUGAGCUGUGGAAAAGAGGUUUGCUGUUGGACACAUUACUGGGAGGAGCACAAAUUCAGACAGGAGGACAUGAGCGCUGUCAAAACAGAGUGAUUGAUUUGCAGGGUGGCCAAUCGCGAGGCAGUGUUUUCAUAGAGACUUCCUCCAGCCAGUGCCUGACAGACCUGUGACCUAGUCAAGGUAAAGACUGAUGAUAUAUCAUCAGACGACUGAACAUCAGAAACAACUCUUGCUGCCAUGCUUCAGCAUAGAACGGCAAACUUCUGGAGCAACCUGGGGUUAUGUGUUUUGCUCAGGGGCUUAUGGUGAUGGAUAAAAUUCAUUGUAUCUGCUGGACAGAUAAUGAAAAAUAUGAAGGUCUUGGAUUAUUUUACUAGUAAUAAUGCUAAUGAUGUAGAAAAGUUAUGCAAUAACUGACAGAAUGUUUUGUUCUUAAUGCUGGGCAAAUAAAAUUACCAAAUAUAACUGCAGUGUGAAUUAAAUCUGCUAUUCAUUUUGAUGCUUUGACUCAGUGUUAAUGGUUGGUACUGAUGUCUCAGGAAGUCUUUAAGGGCUAUGCUAAAAUGUAACAUAUCUAUUUAAAACAAACACAUAAACUGCCAAAAAAAAAAAAAUGUAAUCUGAUCAGAAGAGUAAUAAACAUUUCAGUCUCUUCUAUCUGUAGUGUUCUUAAACACACACACACAAAACAAGAACCAACAAAUGUGCACAGCAAAAAAAUCAUAUCUAUAUUUUAUUAAUUUAAAUAGAAACGAUUUACUUAAAGGAUGGAAAGAGAGUAAAAAUUAUCUCAAAGCACCUGUAAGAUCUGACCUGAGAUUUGUUCCACUGUGUCUUCCUGCAGGAGAACAGAAAUAUAAAAUGUAUACAGGGUUUUUUUUCCCCUUCUGAUUUUCAUCUCAGGGGCAAUAACUCCAGCCUACUGAAUUCAUUGCAGCAUAAUGCAUUUUUGUGAUGCUGUUUGCACACAGCAAGAACUGGUUUAUCUUAAAAUGUUACUGUUUUGAAACCUUCUGAAACCAAGUGCACACAUUUUUACUGUAUAUCAGUCAUUGUAUUCUAAUAUACUGAUUUACAUAGUCAACAGGAAGCAAAACUGCAUUUCGGUACUGUGACCUUUAAUAAAUGCACAAUGAAUGCUUCUUUUGGGAACAGGUCAUGCGUUUCCCUGAGUUCCCUGAGUAAUAUGGUUUGUUUUGUGAGGCACCAUGGAUCUAAACAGCAAACAUAGAAUUAUUUGAGAUCUUCUCCAGUAUCUAAAGCAUCUUGCUCUAGUAUGUAUUGU